Pleurotus ostreatus (oyster mushroom) is the source of this 930-nucleotide messenger RNA. RefSeq lists its product as uncharacterized. Lineage: Eukaryota; Fungi; Basidiomycota; Agaricomycetes; Agaricales; Pleurotaceae. The record is from RefSeq and is a predicted model, not a curated record. Bases 1 to 930 code for a protein of 309 amino acids. The transcript has 4 exons.
AUGCUCGUGGAACCAAUUUAUCUCAUCGACAUCAAGUUCCUUCUAAGCGCCAUGCUAUUCUCAAGCAAAACAUUUGAAUGCGACAGCCCAGAUUUCGCCAUUUAUUCUAUACCUGACAACGAACAGUUCCUUGUCCGUCGCGACAUUUUAAACGGGAGCCAGGUCUUCAAUGAUAUGUUCGCAUGUUGCUCGUCCGGGGGGUCAACUGAUACCCCUCUGGAUCAACUGAAAAUUGACGAGAAGGCUGAGACACUCCAUCUCCUGCUCCAGUUGCUGCAUUCACCACCCCCGGCGCCCAUUCAAAUCCACAUCAAGAACGAAUCAGAGAUUUCCCAAAUCCGUACGAGGACGCAUGAAUCAGAUUCUAUGAUACCUUGGCCGUUGCUACCAGCGCUGCUACAUCUGGCCGAUAAAUAUAUGCUCUCGCAGCACUUGGUAGAUUCCCUUCAUGAACAUCUCCUGGCUCAUGCCCCCGUCUACCCCCUGGAGGUCUACGGUUUUGCUUGUCAACAUGGUCUAGAUCGGAUAGCCACCAAAGCAAGCAAAUAUAUACGACCAGUUGCUGGAUUUAGCAUCCAAGAAAUCAAGGUCAUACCAACGGUGGAAGCUUAUCAUAGGCUUGUGCAAUUGCAAGACAACCGUGUCAAGGCAAUGCGCAAGAUCUUGCUUGAGGAAGACAUGUUCCCAUUUAACUAUGGGAUAUGUCUACCUCACCACGAGGAGGCGAGGGCACUUUGGGACAAGGCUCGAAGGAGACUCAUUGGGCGUAUUGAGACCGACACGGACGUCGGAGGUGAGAUGGCAUAUGUAUCAGAAUCGUUUGAUUCAUGUGAUGCUUGUAGUAAAGCCUGCACCGCCGCUGUAGAAAUGCUCUCUUAUAAAUGCAGCAGGGUAACCAAGGGUAUCAAACUGAAAGCGCCCCCGGUCUGA